Drosophila virilis is the source of this 701-nucleotide messenger RNA. RefSeq names its product mitochondrial ribosomal protein L11 (gene mRpL11). Gene Ontology annotation, biological process: translation. The record is from RefSeq and is a predicted model, not a curated record. Gene Ontology annotation, molecular function: large ribosomal subunit rRNA binding; structural constituent of ribosome. NCBI's taxonomy places the organism in Eukaryota, Metazoa, Arthropoda, Insecta, Diptera, Drosophilidae. Gene Ontology annotation, cellular component: ribosome; mitochondrial large ribosomal subunit.
CAACCGAAAGCUGAAAUUGAGACCGAACUAAAUCAAUUAAAAUGUCAAAAGCGGCGGGUAAAUUAAAAUCUCUGAAGAAGACAGUGGAGCGCGUGACGCAUACGACGAAACUAAGAACAAAUAUUCCCGCCGGCAUGGCAGCAGCGGGCCCACCGUUGGGUCCCAUGCUAGGCCAGCGUGCCAUCAAUAUAGCCGCCUUUUGUAAAGACUUCAAUGCGAAAACAGCGGAAAUGAAGGAGGGCGUACCCCUGCCAUGCCGGAUCUCAAUGAACAGCGAUCGCAGCUACGACUUGGUCAUACAUCAUCCACCUGCAACAUUUUUUCUUAAGCAAGCCGCGGGCAUCCAGCGGGGCACAAUGACACCGGGUCAUGAGGUGGCCGGCAUGAUUACCCUAAAGCAUUUGUAUGAAAUUGCGGCAAUCAAGAUACAAGAUCCGCCUAAUGCGUUGCUUACCAUGCAGCAAAUGUGUGAAAUGCUCAUUAGCAUUGCACGGACAUGCGGCAUCAAAGUGGUGCGCGAUCUGGAUCCCACGGAAUAUGCCCAAUUUCUGGAGGAGCGCAAAGUUAUUGUCGAGGACCAGCGACGCGAGCUGCAGGAAAAACGCGAGGCUAAGAUGCUGCGAACGGGCUAAAUAUACUAUAUAAAAACAUUUUUAUAUUGUUAAAAUACAUUUAUAACUAAGAAAUCUAUUCUAUGCUAA